AUGGCAGACGAAGAUCAAGAUGAAAUAGACUUCUCUAAAUCAGCCUAUAUCUAACUAAAACCUUUUAUUAAGCAAGAAUAUUUAGCUUAAAUUAAAUUUUCGCUUCUGAUUAUUUGAAUGGAAAUUGUUUAAAGAAAUUUUUAAUAUAUGAUAUUUUGAAAAAAUUAACCCCCUUCCUAUCCAUAGCAAAAAACUCUACUCACUAAUGCAGGGCGAGUAAGAUGAAAAAGAAGAAAAAGCCAAAGGCAGGCCCAACACCUGCAAAGAAAGAAAUUAACCAAGCGCAAGAUGCUGACAACAAAUAUGAUGAAAUGCUAACACGCAUUUUUGAGAGGCUAAGAAAAACAAAAGGAGGUGGUGGGAGUACCGACAACCAGCGCUGUAUUGUUAAACAGCCAGAAGUAGUCAGAAUCGGCUCAAAAAAAACAGGCUGGGUGAAUUUUCAAGAUAUUUGUGAUAUGCUUAAGCGUCCUUCAGACCAUAUGUCACGAUUUUUCUUUGUGGAACUUGGCACUGAUGGCAGCAUAACCCAAGACCUGCAGCUCAUAUUUAAAGGUAGGUACCUUGAAAAACAAAUUGAGUUUCUUUUGAAAAAGUAUUCCUACUCAUAAAGAUUCCUUUUUUAGUUCAUAACUCCCCAAAAUAGAAUUUAGGUUAGGCUUUAUGCAAUAAAUAUACUUUUUAAGUGCUAUACUUAUUUGCUUGGUCUACAUUACUGAGUAUGUGCUAUGCCAGAAUUGUAAGAGCAUGCAAACAAUUCUUACCAGAGAUUCCAGCAUCAGAAUGUUUACUAUGAAGUGUGAAAAAUGCGAAUGCACUCGAAGCGUUCAACAGAUCAAAGAAGGGUACCACCAUCAGACCAAAGCAGACAGGAAGAAAGCUAAAAUGGCUAAUUAA
Messenger RNA from Blepharisma stoltei, 897 nucleotides. NCBI's taxonomy places the organism in Eukaryota, Ciliophora, Heterotrichea, Heterotrichida, Blepharismidae. The record is from the annotation of a GenBank genome assembly.